Penaeus indicus is the source of this 1302-nucleotide messenger RNA. RefSeq lists its product as uncharacterized. Gene Ontology annotation, biological process: spindle assembly; centrosome cycle. The record is from RefSeq and is a predicted model, not a curated record. The coding region runs from base 172 to 1206 and encodes 344 amino acids. Gene Ontology annotation, cellular component: HAUS complex. The transcript has 8 exons. Lineage: Eukaryota; Metazoa; Arthropoda; Malacostraca; Decapoda; Penaeidae. Gene Ontology annotation, molecular function: microtubule minus-end binding.
UCAAAAUUUCGAAGAGCGGAGACUGCACCAAGUAUUUACCAAGAAGUCUCAGGCGAUACACGUGUUUCAUUUGAGUCGGAAGACCUUUGCGAAAACAAAAACAAAACGUGAAGUGUUAUUCAAAAACUUCUUAAUGACUGCUUUCGUUCAAAGUAACCAGGAACAGCUACGAUGAAGCGGUCAGACUCGCCAAUAAUAUCGGCUGAAGAAUUGUCAAACCAAUUGAGUGGCAGCCUACCAGCAUAUAUCAGUCCUGAAGAUGUAAACAAAUACCCUCAAGUGACUCACCUUUUGGAGGACUUAACCCACCGACUCACACCAACGGGUAUGAAUAAGAGCACAUACUCUGUUCUUGCUCAAGCAACACAUAGUAUGAAACAAGCCAGGCAGAAAUGUUUGGAAGUUUCAACAUUGCACCGCCUCAUUCAGGAUGUACUUUAUCAAGCUGAGGCAGAGAAAGAAAAAGGGCAGAACAUGAAAGAAAUGCAAGAAGCUCUUACUUUAUCAGAGCUACAGGAUCACAUACUUCUUGUUAGCCCCAAAAAUGCAUAUGAUGAACAGGAACAACAGUACACUUUUGGUGUCACUCAAGACUUGGUUCUUGCACGUGCAGCAACAACUGUGUCUAAAAAACACAUUGGAGAACUUGCUAAUGCUCUAGAAUUGCAACUUGAACAUGAAUGGGUUAGAAUAGCAGUAUUCCAUAAUCCUAUUGGUUUUCUCAGCUACAAUCCGGAUGAAGUAGCAAAGAUCCCGGAAGAGCUCGAGAACACUCACAGGAAGAUGGUCAGUGACAGGAAUAAACUGAUGCACAGCAUCACUCAAACUGAUUUUUUGUUUCAGCAGGUUCAUGGUCUCCUACUUGAGUACGGGAGUAUUUUGAAGAGCCUCAUGUCCAAGCAGAGACUGUCCCACUACCCAGCCCAGCAUGUUGAGAGUCUGAACAUUAUCCUGGGUGCACAGCUGUUGAAGCUGAAAUGUAUUGAACUGGAGAUUUUAGUGGAUACAUACACAAGUCAGUCAGUUCCUGCACUGAAGACAAUCCACUCACAUGCAAAAGAGAGAACAGCAGAUGCUGAGCGCAGUCUUGCUAGACUCAGGCAUGAACUGAGUGGUUACAGUGGACUUGACCCAAAAUUUCAGGCUUUGCUGAAGGAGUAUGCCAAGUUACAGCAAGACAUACAGUUCUGCAAGAUGUCAGAAUAAUUUGCUUUGAAAUUAUGAUUGAAAAGAGUUAUGAUACUUUAUAGCAAGAAUAAAUUUGGAAUUAGAUGACAAAUUAUACUGUUUGAAUUUAUGUUA